UCCAUUUCUUUCCCACACAAUUCACAAAAACAGAAUUUCUUUCUAGUGCAAACAAUACUCCUUUGAUUAUAAAACAGAGGUUUUUCGAUGGCCUAUAAAAAAUCAAACAGGUUGUCACAGGCCGCGUUGAUCAAGCAGAUCAUGAAGAGAUGUUCGAGCAUGAAAAAAAGACAAGGCUACGACGAAGAAGGCUUUCCGGUUGACGUGCCAAAGGGCCACUUUGUGGUGUAUGUUGGUGAAAACAGGACGAGGUACAUUGUCCCGAUUUCAUUCCUGAAUCAUCCCGAGUUUCAGAACCUUCUGCAGCAAGCGGCUGAGGAGUUCGGGUUUGAUUACGACAUGGGCCUUACGAUUCCUUGCGAUGAAGUUGCUUUCGAAAGCCUAACGUCGAUGCUUAGAUGAAGAUUAGUUUCUUACACAAAGCUUACUCACGGGGAGUUUACGAUCAUGAAGCUGCUUCACUGCUUCUGUGGCUUUUAUUUCUUUUGUAGUGUUUUUUUUCGAUUUUUUGGAUAUUAGAGUUAAGCUAACUGAAUCCCACAGGGAUCGUUCUUUGUAUAUGUCAAUAGAUUUCUCCUUUG
Messenger RNA from Daucus carota subsp. sativus, 581 nucleotides. RefSeq names its product protein SMALL AUXIN UP-REGULATED RNA 12. The transcript has a single exon. NCBI's taxonomy places the organism in Eukaryota, Viridiplantae, Streptophyta, Magnoliopsida, Apiales, Apiaceae. The coding region runs from base 88 to 402 and encodes 104 amino acids. Gene Ontology annotation, biological process: response to auxin. The record is from RefSeq and is a predicted model, not a curated record.